AUGGUAGCUAAUGUAGAAUCCAGUCAAGAGGAAAAUGCAAAUUUAAACGCCUCAAUGCAGUCGAAUAAAAGUUCUGAGAGAGAAAUUUCUAUAGUUUUGAGUAAUGAUGGUCAUAAUCCCGGCCUUGAUGCUCCUACUCAGCUUGUAAAGCCAAAUGAGAUCACAUCGCAAAUUGCAACCCAAGAGCAAUGUUUAAAUGAUGCGAAAUUGAACACUAUUAGU
Messenger RNA from Paramuricea clavata, 222 nucleotides. Lineage: Eukaryota; Metazoa; Cnidaria; Anthozoa; Malacalcyonacea; Plexauridae. The record is from the annotation of a GenBank genome assembly.